GCCGCCUUCGUGCUAGUGCUGGCCCAGCCCGCCGCGGCGCAGUCAGGCAGCUCCUGCUUCACCCCGGACGACAGGCCCGGCUCCUGCAUCCCCGUGGUGCGCUGCCCGCCGCUCGUGGCGCUGCUCCGGAAGAAGCCCGUGCCCCCCGAGAGCGUGCAGUUCCUGCGCAACAGCCAGUGCGGCUUCGAGGCCGCCGCCCCUUUGGUGUGCUGCCAGAACACGGACGACCGCGCGCCGAGCCCCGCCGUGAGGCCGGCGACGAGCGACCGGCCGGACCCCGUGACGCCCUUGCCCAAAUCGCCCAGCGGCCCCAGCCCGCACGACGGCCACCCCAACGCCGGCCUGCUGCCCACGGACGUGUGCGGCAUCGACCUCCACCAGCACAUUAUCUUCGGCGGCAACAAGACCGAGCUCGGCGAGUUCCCCUGGAUGGCGCUGCUGGAGUACCGCAGCCCCCGCGGCCAGCUCGGCUUCUACUGCGGCGGCGUGCUCAUCGCCAAGCGCUACGUGCUCACGGCGGCCCACUGCGUCCAGGAGGACGCCAUCCGACUCGUGAGCGUGCGCCUGGGCGAGCACGACACCAAGACCAGCCCGGACUGCAGGCCGGACUUCUUCGGCGGCCAGAUCUGCGCCGCCCCCGCCGUGGACGUGCCCGUCGAGCGCGCCAUCCCGCACCCUGAGUACGCCAAGAAUGACCCUAACCACUACCACGACAUCGCCCUGCUCAGGCUCUCGAGGGACGUGCAGUUCACUGACUGGAUCGCGCCAAUCUGCCUGCCGGCGAGCAGCGAAGUCGCCGCCAAGUCCUACGUGGGCAAGAGGCGGUGGGUGGCGGGCUGGGGCAAGACGGAGACGCGUUCCGAGAGCGACGUGAAGCUCAAGCUGGCCGUGCCCGUGGUGUCCAACGCGGACUGCCAGCCCGUGUACCAGAAGGCGGCGGUGCGCCUCAGCAGCGGCGGCCAGCUGUGCGCCGGCGGCGCGCAGGGCCGGGACUCCUGCAACGGCGACAGCGGCGGGCCCCUCAUGGGCCCCGACCUGCACGAGAGCGGCGACAUCCGCUGGUUCAGCACGGGGGUCGUGGCCUUCGGGCCCCGCAACUGCGGCACGCGCGGCUGGCCCGGCGUGUACACCAGGGUGGCGCACUACAUGCCCUGGAUCCUCGACACCAUCAGGGACUAGGCCAGUGGGCCACACACCCUGGUCUGGCAUAUCGACCCCGGGGGCGGCGUCCCCGAGGACGAGGAUGGGCCCUUGCCCGUGGUGACGCGGGUCUUGGCCUCCAGGAAGGCGACGAGUCGUUGCUGCCAUGCCCACGAGCACUUCACCGCGGGGACACCUAGGACUCUUCACUGAAAAUCUAUCGGCGUGACUUCGUGCCGCUGCAGGGGCGCGCGAAUAAAGUGUCACCCCCAAAAACGGCAUGACAGAAAAGUCAUGUCAUAUAUCGGCGUGACUCAAAAAUUCA
Messenger RNA from Thrips palmi, 1465 nucleotides. RefSeq names its product CLIP domain-containing serine protease 14D-like. The transcript is spliced from 7 exons. Gene Ontology annotation, molecular function: serine-type endopeptidase activity. NCBI's taxonomy places the organism in Eukaryota, Metazoa, Arthropoda, Insecta, Thysanoptera, Thripidae. The annotation marks the transcript as partial. Gene Ontology annotation, biological process: proteolysis. The record is from RefSeq and is a predicted model, not a curated record.